AUGGAACAUACAGAUUGGCUACCCGAAUACGGAGAUUUUGAAAAGACUUUUACACAUGACCCGAGAAUAACCCAAGAAAAUGUUGAUAUGAACAGUACACACUUACCUCCUGCAUACACUGCUCAUCCUGAUCUCUAUCCUUAUACUCGAGACAAUUCUUAUGAUCAACAGAAUUCUUACACUCACAUUCAUUCUCAUCCUCAAGACAAUUUUCAUACUCAAGACAAUUCCGAUUCAGCUCAUGAACAUAAAUCGCAACCAGAGAACUUGCAACCAGAAGGUGAACGUGCACGCGCACUCAGUACAGCAUCCAAUAACUCUGACCGCAAUUACACACUGAAUGAAAAUGGCUCUAGAGGACUAAUUGGUGAUUGGCUUGCAAGAAGAAUUACUAUAGUGGUGCUAGAUAGACUAGCCGGAGAAGUUGUAGUAACAGAAGAAGAGACACAAAGAAUAACACAGACAUGGUAUGGAGAAAGAAUAGAAACAACAACAACAAGAGAAACACGAGUAAACGCAACCGUAGACACAUAUUUAUAUUUUGCUUUCGUCAAGAAAGAAUCUAACGGUGACGUAAGAAAGAUUAUAUACAAUCCCCCCUACUUUACUUUCACUCUCAAUUUUGGUAAAGAUCGGCUGCACAUUCAUCUUCCAAUAAUGGUGGCCAACUUUGGAAACAAAAAAGUGAAAAGAGCUACAAUAAUCUUCUUAAUCCUCCUAGUGAUUGUUGCAAGCGCUUUUAUAUUUCUGUUCAGAGAGAAUAUGGAGAUGGGUGUUUCGGUUUAA
Nematocida minor is the source of this 786-nucleotide messenger RNA. RefSeq lists its product as uncharacterized. The transcript has a single exon. The record is from RefSeq and is a predicted model, not a curated record. Lineage: Eukaryota; Fungi; Microsporidia. The coding region runs from base 1 to 786 and encodes 261 amino acids.